Molecule: messenger RNA, 1619 nt
Organism: Pseudo-nitzschia multistriata
Lineage: Eukaryota; Bacillariophyta; Bacillariophyceae; Bacillariales; Bacillariaceae
Source: the annotation of a GenBank genome assembly
UGAAUCGUUUGAUACUCCAACACAAAACCACAAGAUAUUACUGGCGAUCCUCCGCUCCUCUGCGCAUGGUGACUCGUCGCGGUGCAAGGAAGAAACGACCGUCACCUUCUGCUAAUCUAGACCGCUCCCCUUACUUUGCAAACGGAUCGUCAGAGACAUUAAUUGCAGAACAUCAUGAUAUCGAUGGCCUACACGACGAGAAAACAAACGGCAGCGCCAAUGGUUCCUUCGUGGCCCCGCCGGGUGACUGGAUUCUAACAAAGACCAUCCCGGCGCACCUGAUAGGGAAUCCAUACUUUGACAAAAUCCCCGACGACGUCGAGGGUCGGAAGGUAUCGACGAACAUAGUCUUGCUUCGUCGGGAAAACACCCCCGUAGAUUUCUCCCUAUCCCAGGCGAUUUGCAGCUACGGGUAUUUCUGCUUGGCACCCAAUCGCUGGGUGCCCGGGAGGCCUUCCAAAGGGGACGGGAGCAGCGGUGGCGACGACGACGAGGGAUACCUGGUGCGUCCUCUGACAUACGCGAGACCAAUCCGGGACAAAACCGAAACAAACCAACCGACCACCACCCACACGGUGCUCGUGGCAAUCGGGCAGGACACGACGUCGUCCUCGUCCUCGUCAACCUCGUCCACAAAGCGUUCCGUGGUGGUCGCCCUGCAAUCGCACGUAGCACCGAUCUACCAUCGCCAGCUGGUGUCCCAGAUCGACCGCAUGCUCCGCCUGGACACCUGCCUGGAGGAAUUCCACGGCCUGCACCCCGAGGCCAAAGCCCGCGGAUUCGGCAGGCUCUACCGGUCCCCCACCCUCUUCGAGGACAUGGUCAAGACCAUCACCAACUGCAACAUGAAGUGGGGCGGAACGGUCGACAUGAACGCCAAGCUGUGCAAGCACGUCGGGAAUGGAGGGGCCUUUCCGACUCCCCGGGAAAUAAACGCGGUCGGGGCCGAUUUUUUGAAGGAGCACUGCAGGGUCGGAUACCGGGGCAAGUACAUCUGGAACCUGGCCAGGGACAUUGUGGAGGGUAACUUCGAUCCGCACCGGGACCUGGAACUGCCAUCAAAACCGUCGCCGGAAUCACCGCACCGCCGCAGUUCCCGAGAAGAAGUUCAAAAGCGACUGCUCCGGAUCCAGGGCAUCGGACCGUUUGCGGCAAACAACAUCCUCCAGCUUAUGGGCUACUUCGACACGCACCCGUACGAUACCGAGACCGUGCGGCUGUGGAAGGAAGAGUUCGGGGCGCCGGAGAAGGCUCCCAAGGCCCGCGUCUUUUUAGAGGCAAGAAAGCACUACUCCCGCUACGAGCCCUAUUCGUUCACAGCCUAUUGGUUUGACCUUUGGAAGAAUUACGAGCGGCGGGCAGGGGCCCAAUCUCCCAUGUGGUCGAUCGAGCAGCUGGAGGGCGAACGGCCGCAAUGGGUGGAAUCCGAUCACAACAGUGUUUUUGCAAAUCCUCCUCCAAAACCUACAACAGCAGCAGCAAACAGCACGGACCAAAGAAAAAGCUCGAAACGAAAGAGAGUCUAGCGACGCGUUGCGAUUGUUUUGAACGGAUAGGGGUAGCCAAGGGAUACAAUGGGAUGGCAUCGGCACACAACGCCUAAUGUAGCUAGCAUUUUU